Messenger RNA from Striga hermonthica, 1935 nucleotides. The record is from the annotation of a GenBank genome assembly. Lineage: Eukaryota; Viridiplantae; Streptophyta; Magnoliopsida; Lamiales; Orobanchaceae.
AUGAAUUGCACACAUUUUCUCCUUCCGCCGGUUUUCGCUCCGCCGCACCUCAGUCGCCUCUCUGUCCUCCGGUCUCAUACCGUCGCAUCCUUAUCCACAAACUGUGUUAUUAAACCAUCUCGAAGAAUUUUUCUCCGAGCUGCGUCAUCAUCCACACCAAGUAUGGAAAAUGAUCCAGAGGCAUUUGGAAGUCUUAAGCAACAACUGGCAAAGUUAUUCGAGAAAUCAUUGAAAGUAACAGUCCCGGAAGAGUUGGAUGUAGUUCCUGCUAUUGCUUCAUGCCAAAAUCCUAAAUUUGGUGAUUAUCAAUGCAACAAUGCCAUGGGCUUGUGGUCAAAAGUUAAAGCAAAGGGUACCCAGUUUAAAGGUCCCCAACCUAUAGGACAGGCCAUUAUGAAGAAUCUCCCUGAGUCAGAAAUAAUAGAUUCAUGUUCAAUUGCUGGUGCUGGCUUUGUAAAUGUUGUGCUGUCUAAACAAUGGAUAGCCAAGAGCAUUCAAAAGAUGCUAGUUGAUGGUAUUGAAACUUGGGCUCCUAAACUUCCUGUUAAAAGGGCUUUGGUUGACUUUUCCUCACCCAACAUAGCAAAAGAAAUGCAUGUCGGUCACUUAAGAUCUACUAUUAUUGGAGAUACCCUGGCCCGUAUGCUGGAAUACUCAAAUGUGGAAGUUCUUCGGAGGAAUCAUGUUGGAGACUGGGGGACACAGUUUGGAAUGCUAAUUGAAUACCUGUUUGAGAAAUUUCCCAGUGGGGAAAUUACCAAUGAUCAAGCCAUUGGAGACCUUGAGGCAUUCUAUAAAGCAUCAAAGCAGAGAUUUGACAGCGAUCCUGUUUUCAAGGAAAAGGCACAACGGGCAGUCGUCAGUCUUCAGGCUGGAGAUGAGAAGUACAGAUAUGCAUGGUCUCAAAUUUGUGAGAUUAGCAGAAAAGGAUUCCAAAAGGUCUAUCAGCGGCUUGGAGUUCACUUGGAGGAAAAGGGUGAAAGCUUUUACAAUCCAUAUAUUCCUGGAGCACUGGAAUUGUUGAGUCAAAAAGGAUUAAUUGAAGAAAGUGAAGGUGCUCGUGUUAUCUUUAUUGAAGGAAAGAAUAUACCACUUAUUGUUGUGAAGAGGGACGGUGGUUACAAUUAUGCUUCAACUGAUCUUGCUGCUUUGUGGUAUCGACUGAAUGAGGAAAAGGCUGAGUGGAUGAUAUAUGUAACUGAUGUUGGUCAAAGAGAGCAUUUUGAGAUGUUCUUUACUGCUGCAAAACGGGCUGGCUGGCUUCCAUCUGAGGAUAAUAAGUAUCCUAAAGUUAGCCAUGUAGGCUUUGGCCUUGUUCUGGGAGAGGAUGGAAAGAGAUUCCGUACUCGGAGUACUGAAACUGUCAAACUAGUUGAUCUACUUGAUGAAGCCAAAAGUAAAUGCAAAGCUGCUCUAAUCGAGAGAGGCAAGGAUAAAGAAUGGACUGAGGAGGAGCUUGACAAAACUGCUGAAGCAGUCGGAUAUGGAGCUGUUAAAUACGCUGAUCUGAAGAACAACAGAACAACAAAUUACACUUUCAGUUUUGACCAGAUGCUCAAUGACAAGGGAAAUACAGCUGUAUAUUUGCUGUAUGCACAUGCUCGAAUCUGCUCAAUCAUCAGAAAAUCAGGAAAAGACAUUGAAGAAUUAAAAAAGACUGGGACAUUAGAUUUGGUUCACCCUGAUGAACGUACGUUAGGGCUCCAUUUACUCCAGUUUCCCGAGAUUGUUGAAGACGCUUGCACCUAUCUUUUGCCGAACAUACUGUGUGAAUACUUGUAUAAUUUAUCAGAGGAUUUCACUAGGUUUUACACCAACUGCCAGGUGGUGGGGUCAGCAGAAGAGACGAGCAGGUUGUUGUUGUGCGAAGCAACGGCAGUUGUAAUGAGAAAAUGUUUCCAUCUGCUCGGGAUUACACCUGUUUACAAAAUUUAA